This is a messenger RNA of Symbiodinium necroappetens, 402 nucleotides long. The record is from the annotation of a GenBank genome assembly. NCBI's taxonomy places the organism in Eukaryota, Dinophyceae, Suessiales, Symbiodiniaceae.
GUUCUGAGUGCGGUCAGCAGCGAGUUGACAGACUCGCUCACGAAGUUCUCUCUGGGAUCUACGGCGGCCUUGGGUGCUGUGAACUGUGUUGGCAGAUGGAUCACUGGCGAUGAGAACUUUGACAUGGUCGCGGCUGGUCUGAAUGCCGCAGUUCAGGGACUGUUGGGCAAGAUCCCGACCAGCAGCUUGGAUGAGCUGCCCGUGUUUGAGACGGAGGCUUGCUUUGACAUGUACAAGGCAAGUGUCGGAGAAGGUUGCUUGUGCUCCGUGGGCUGCGCUCGUAGGGAGGAGGAUGCCAGCUGUGCUCCGAAGGAUGGAAGCGCAAACCUCGCUUGUAAGACCGGCGGCACGUUCCUUUGCUUCCUGCUUGCUGCCUGGUCUUCCCUCCUAAGCAGGAUCUGA